Molecule: messenger RNA, 2074 nt
Organism: Pteronotus mesoamericanus
Lineage: Eukaryota; Metazoa; Chordata; Mammalia; Chiroptera; Mormoopidae
Gene: LRRC14
Product: leucine rich repeat containing 14
Exons: 4
Coding region: 62-1543 (493 amino acids)
Cellular component (GO): cytoplasm
Molecular function (GO): kinase binding
Source: RefSeq, a predicted model, not a curated record
GCGGGGCUGUCGGCGGUGGAGGCGGCUGCGGGGCCGGUGGCCUCCUGCCUGGCCCAGCGUCAUGCACACACUUGUGUUCCUGAGUACACGGCAGGUACUCCAGUGCCAGCCCGCGGCCUGCCAGGCCCUGCCCCUGCUGCCACGCGAGCUCUUCCCCCUGCUGUUCAAGGUGGCCUUCAUGGACAAGAAGACAGUUGUGCUGCGCGAGCUGGUGCACACGUGGCCCUUCCCUCUGCUCAGCUUCCAGCAGCUGCUGCAGGAGUGUGCCCACUGCAGCCGGGCCCUGCUGCAGGAGCGGCCCAGCACAGAGAGCAUGCAGGCCGUGAUCCUGGGGCUCACAGCCCGGCUCCACACCCCGGAGGCUGAGGCCGGCACACAGCCCUUCUGCAGGAAGCAUGCACUGCGGGUGCUGGACAUGACGGGCCUCCUGGACGACGGUGUGGAGCAGGACCCCGGCACCAUGAGCAUGUGGGACUGCACGGCAGCUGUGGCCCGCACGUGCAUUGCGCAGCAGCAGGGUGGGGCUGUGGAGCCCGGGCUGGCCCCUGUCCCUGUAGAGGUGCGUGUGGACCUGCGGGUGAACCGGGCCUCGUACGCGUUCCUGCGGGAGGCCCUCCGCAGCAGUGCGGGCAGCCCGCUGCGGCUCUGCUGCCGGGACCUGCGGGCUGAGGACCUGCCCAUGCGCAAUACCGUGGCCCUGCUGCAGCUUCUAGAUGCGGGCUGCCUGCGCCGCGUGGACCUGCGCUUCAACAACUUGGGCCUGCGUGGCCUGUCUGUCAUCAUUCCACACGUGGCCCGUUUUCAGCAUUUGGCCAGCCUUCGGCUGCACUAUGUGCACGGGGACUCGCGGCAGCCCUCUGUGGAUGGCGAGGACAAUUUCCGCUACUUCCUGGCCCAGAUGGGCCGCUUCACCUGUCUGCGGGAGCUCAGCAUGGGCUCCUCCCUCCUCUCGGGGCGGCUGGACCAGCUGCUCAGCACCCUGCAGAGCCCCCUGGAGAGCCUGGAGCUGGCCUUCUGCGCUCUGCUGCCCGAGGAUCUGCGCUUUCUGGCACGGAGCCCCCACGCUGUCCGCCUCAAGAAGCUGGACCUGAGUGGCAACGACCUGUCUGGCAGCCAACUGGAGCCCUUCCAGGGCCUGCUGCAGGCGGCGGCAGCCACGCUGCUGCACCUCGAGCUGACCGAGUGCCAGCUUGCUGACACCCAGCUGCUGGCCACGCUCCCGGUGCUGACUCGCUGCGCCAGCCUCCGCUACCUCGGCCUCUAUGGCAACCCGCUGUCCAUGGCGGGCCUCAAGGAGCUUCUGAGGGACUCGGCGGCACAGGCCGAGCUGCGCACGGUGGUGCACCCCUUCCCUGUGGACUGCUACGAGGGUCUGCCUUGGCCACCACCUGCCUCUGUUCUGCUGGAGGCCUCCAUCAACGAGGAGAAAUUUGCCCGUGUGGAGGCUGAGUUGCACCAGCUGCUUCUGGCCUCAGGCCGUGCCCAUGUGGUCUGGACCACGGACAUCUAUGGGCGCCUGGCUGCAGACUACUUCAGCUUGUGAUCUCUGGGCUUUGGGUGAGAAACAGGCGGUCCAAGAGUCUAGGGCUGUGCGAGGCCCCGCCCGCUCCUGGGCAGGCAGAGCCUUUGCUGGGACCCUGCUGGAGGUCUGACACAAAGGCACCGUCUCUGCUUUCAUCGCCCCUUGGGUGCACGUUGAACCUCCUGCGCAUCCUGCAGUGCCCUGCGCAGUUUGCCCUGCACCUGCUUCCCUGACUGCCCACCUGUCCGUGGGCCUGGGGUCUGGAUUCCAGGCCUGCCCACUCCUGCUUGGUUUGGCUGUACUUGGCUGCCCUCUGGUGUCCUGGUCCUUGCACCCCAGAUCUGAGAGAGAGGGUGUUCUUUCUGGGUCCUCUAGGUUGUGGUUGGGACAGGGGCCUGCUUCAAUGGGGGCUUGGCCCUCCUGCAGUGGGGCCUGUAUUGGCUUUCCCUGCCAUGGCGCCCAGGAGACUGCCCGUGGGCCGGGAUUUGGGGCCAGCGGGUGUCAUUAAGGUACUAAUGUGCAGUGUAUUUGGAACUUAAACCUGUGGCUGUC